Molecule: messenger RNA, 2811 nt
Organism: Dermacentor silvarum
Lineage: Eukaryota; Metazoa; Arthropoda; Arachnida; Ixodida; Ixodidae
Exons: 3
Coding region: 1-2811 (936 amino acids)
Molecular function (GO): nucleic acid binding; RNA-DNA hybrid ribonuclease activity
Source: RefSeq, a predicted model, not a curated record
AUGGCGAAGGUUGCAAUCCUCGUCGCAAAAGACAUCACUGUUAUUGAGCACUCGUUGUCAGAACCGGAGGUUGAGCACUUAACCAUAGAGAUCGUGCCCAACAAACGGGGCCGAAAGAGCACGUUCGUGGUUAACACGUACAAGCCACCAAGGCCGGCGAAGGCCGAUUUCACCAACCUCCUUUCCGAAUCCAGUCGACUGGCGCAAGCAAACCAGCUUAUUGUAGUCGGGUACUUCAAUUCCCCUCACCGGGACUGGGGGUAUCAGUCAAACUCAGCAAGAGGAGUGACAGUCGCGCGAGCAAUAGAAGCCCUACGAAUGGAACUCCUUACCGACCCUCUAUAUCCGAGCAGGGAAGGCAACAGUGUCACCCGUGACUCCUGCCCCGACCUCACCCUGAUCAAGAACGUCACCGAGUCCACGUGGACGAACCUAGGAGAAACCCUGGGCAGCGACCACUGUAUACUCAGCACGUCCACAUCAUCUAGCAAAAUUAGAAGACAUCUGGGUGCCGCCCAUAUCACUGACUGGCCCAAAUUCCGCAAUGCACCCGUCCCGUCAGGUCCAAUCCAGUCGAUACACGUCUGGAGCGAGGACAUCAGACAGGCAUACAAGACAGCCACAGAAACAAUACACCGUACACCUGAAGCCCCAGAGGUAGACCGCCACCUUCUCAAGCUAUGGGAAAAGCGCAGCCGGCUCGUGGGAAGAUGGAAAAGGCAACGGCUAAACAGAUCCCUCCGCCUGCGGAUUGCACACCUCACAGAGGGCGCUCAGACAUACGCCACCAACCUAGCACAGCAAAACUGGCAACAGUUUUGUGAGUCACUGCGGGGAACACUGGGAACCUCCCGUACGUGGGCAAUCCUGCAGAACCUCAUCGACCCCUCUAAAUCAAAAUCUGAAUCUACACGCAUCAUGAAGCGUAUUGCUCACCUCUCUCCGGGAGACAACGUAGCCCUACUUCUGGCUCUAAGGGACAAAUACAUCGGUACCAGCACCACGCCACCCUACUCUGCGACCUAUCAGGGUGAGGAAAAUCCGGCACUCGACGCUCCCAUCUCCGAAGCCGAGGUGUACGCCGCAGUACGAUUGUGCACCCGAAAUACUACGGCUGGAGCGGACAAAAUUAACAACGCCUUGAUCCGCAACCUGAGCAAGGCACAGAUCAGGGACCUCACCAAGUACCUGAACGACUCGCUCUGGGAGAAGAAUGAAAUUCCCUCCGAGUGGAAACACUCGGAUAUCAUAGUAAUCCCGAAACCGGGCAAGAAGCCGGCAGUGGAAGCUCUACGACCUAUAUCUCUCACAUCGUGCCUGGGCAAGCUCUACGAGCGAGUCGUCCAGACGCGCCUUGAACACUACAUAGAAGAUAACGAUCUUUUUCAUCCAUCCAUGAUUGGCUUCCGGUCUGGCCUGUCGACACAAGACGCCUUCCUUCUCCUGAAGGAGGAAGUACUGUCUAACAUCCCGAGGGGUGGCGAACACCUCAUUAUGGAGCUGGAUCUCAAAAGCGCGUUUGAUAGCGUGUCUCACGAGGCAAUACUCUCCGAGCUCAGCAAUCUCAGCUAUGGCGAGCGCACCUUCCAAUAUGUCAAGACUUUUCUGUCCAACCGAACGGCAACAAUAGGAAUGGGUUCCGAACAUCGGUACACCCUGUAUGCGGACGACAUUGAGAUCUGGACAAACACCGGAUCUCUAGCCGAGAAGGAAGACACACUCCAAGCGGCAGCAAUCUGUGUCGAAACAGAGGCCAUUCGAUGCGGACUCCACUGCUCCCCCGACAAAUCCGAAGUGAUCCGCAUACAGGGACACCACUACAAAUCGCCAGGCAACCUAAACAUCCUCCUACAUGGGGUCCCAAUCCGGGAGGUACCACUCAUCCGGAUCCUGGGCCUCUGGCUGCAGAGCGACGGAAAGGCCAACCACACACUCCAACUGCUCAAGACUACAACACAGCAGAUCUCUAAGAUGAUCCGCCGGGUGGCCAGAAACAGAAAAGGCAUGCGGGAGGACACGAUCCGUUUGGUGCAGGCACUGGUCAUCAGCCGCCUUUCCUACGGGCUCCCUUACCUCACCCUGCUCCGAGCAGACUUCAACAAAGCCAAUGCGAUGAUACGCGUAGCCUACAAGAACGCCCUCGCGACAGGCCGACACAUCCUAAAGCGCAUCGGCUACCCGGCGGACCUUGACGCCAUCCAGUCGACCACAAACAUUCCGACAUCGUACCGGGCCAGAGUACACGUGGCCCCGCUCCCAAAAAACAUGUCACAAUCCCACAACGAAGGCAGAAGAAAUGCCCGAGUGGACUACCUCAAACGCACAGUGGGACGGAGCCCGAGGACGGUGUACGUGGACGCCGCCCUAUAUAAGGAUACAUCGAACGCAGCAGCAGCCGUGGUGGUGGACUCUUCUUACGAAGAAGUCUCCAGCAUCCCCAUCCCGCACUGCACCGUCACAGAGGCGGAAGCUGCGGCGAUCAUGCUGGCCGUUCAGUACGGGGACGCGACCAACCGAGAACUUCAACUAAUAACCGACUCCCAAGCGGCGUGUCGGCUCCUUCUUGCAGGCAGAAUACCUCAGAAAUUAGCUAGAUUCACGACUAAUUCAUUGGCUACAAAUUCAUCGCUCAAACAUCAGAUCACGUGGGCUCCGGGACACUCGGGGCUGGAGGGUAACGAGGCCGUGGACAGGCUAGGGACACAAUCCUCGAUCCCACUACUACCCUCCCCGUACCCGCAGCUUACGGCGCGCGACUUCAACACCUGCGCAAACAACGUCAGCUUUGCCCCCCACCACACAAGGGGCUAA